UCAGACCUAGAUCUUUCCAGUUAAUCACACAACAAACUUAGCUCAUCGUAAUAAAAAGCAGCUCGGUGCAGGCUGGCUCCUUUAGUGACUGCCUCUACACAGGAUCCUUUCAAGCAGGCAUCUCCUUCUGUGUGAUCUGCCAGCAAGACCAGCACCAUGUGGGUGACCCAACUUCUGCCAAUACUGGUGCUGCAUCAGGUUCUUCAACAUCUCCUUCUUCUUCCCAUCACCAUUUCCUUUGCAGAGGGCCAGAGGAAAAGAAAUACCCUACAUGAAUUCAAAAAGUCAGCAAAGACUACCCUAAUCAGACUAGACUCAUCACUGAAUAUUAAAACUAAGAGGCUGAACACGACGGACAAAUGUGCCAAGCGAUGUAUUAGGAAUAAAGGCCUUCCAUUCACUUGCAAGGCCUUUGCUUUUGACAAAGCAAAAAAACGAUGUCAUUGGUUCCCUUUCAAUAGCAUGUCAAAUGGAGUGAGAAAGAAGCAUGACCAUGAAUUUGAUCUGUAUGAAAACAAAGACUACAUUAGAAACUGUAUCAUUGGUAAAGGGGGAAGCUACAAGGGAACUAUAUCUAUAACUAAGAGUGGUAUCAAAUGCCAACCAUGGAAUUCGAUGAUACCACAUGAACACGGCUUUUUGCCUUCGAGCUAUCGGGGGAAAGACCUACAGGAAAAUUACUGUCGAAAUCCUCGAGGGGAAGAAGGGGGACCUUGGUGUUUCACAAGCAAUCCAGAGGUACGCCAUGAAGUCUGUGACAUUCCUCAGUGUUCAGAAGUUGAAUGUAUGACUUGCAAUGGGGAAAGUUACCGAGGUCCCAUGGAUCAUACUGAAUCAGGCAAGAUAUGUCAGCGCUGGGAUCAUCAGACACCACACCGACACAAAUUCUUGCCAGAGAGAUAUCCUGACAAGGGCUUUGAUGAUAAUUAUUGCCGCAAUCCUGAUGGCAAGCUGAGGCCAUGGUGCUAUACUCUUGACCCUGACACCCCUUGGGAGUACUGUGCAAUUAAAACAUGUGCUCAUAGUACUAUGAAUAAUAGUGAUAUUCCUAUGGAAACAACCCACUGUGUCAGAGGUCAAGGAGAAGGUUAUCGAGGUGCUGUGAAUACAAUAUGGAGUGGAAUUCCGUGCCAGCGCUGGGACUCCCAGUAUCCUCAUCAGCAUCAUAUAACUCCUGAGAACUUCAAGUGCAAAGACUUAAGAGAAAAUUACUGUCGAAAUCCAGAUGGGGCUGAAUCACCCUGGUGUUUUACAACAGAUCCAAACAUUCGAAUUGGUUAUUGUUCCCAGAUUCCAAAAUGUGAUGUUUCAAGUCAACAAGACUGUUAUCGUGGAAAUGGCAAAAAUUAUAUGGGAAGUUUAUCCAAAACAAGAUCUGGGCUGACUUGUUCCAUGUGGGAUAAGAAUAUGGAAGACUUACACAGGCAUACUUUCUGGGAACCAGAUGCUAGUAAACUGAAUAAGAAUUACUGCCGUAAUCCUGAUGAUGAUGCCCAUGGGCCCUGGUGUUACACAGGCAAUCCGCUAGUUCCUUGGGAUUACUGCCCAAUCUCUCGCUGUGAAGGUGAUACUACACCUACAAUUGUCAAUUUAGACCAUCCUGUCAUUUCCUGUGCAAAAACAAAACAGUUACGAGUAGUAAAUGGAAUCCCAACACAAACAAAUGUGGGAUGGAUGGUUAGUUUGAAAUACAGAAAUAGGCAUAUCUGUGGAGGUUCAUUAAUAAAAGAAAGCUGGGUUUUAACUGCAAGACAAUGUUUCCCUUCUCGAACUAAAGAUUUGAAGGACUACGAAGCUUGGCUUGGAAUCCAUGAUGUUCACGGAAGAGGAGAAGAGAAACACAAACAAGUUCGAAAUAUCUCUCAGUUAGUAUAUGGACCUGAAGGAUCAGACUUGGUUCUACUAAAACUUGCAAGACCUGCAGUACUGGAUGACUUUGUUAGUACAAUUGAUUUACCUAAUUAUGGGUGCACAAUUCCUGAAAAGACCACUUGUAGUGUAUAUGGAUGGGGAUACACUGGAUUAAUCAACUUUGAUGGUCUCCUUCGUGUAGCACACUUAUUUAUCAUGGGAAAUGAGAAAUGUAGUCAAUAUCACCAAGGGAAGAUCACACUGAAUGAAUCUGAAAUCUGUGCUGGGACUGAAAAAAUAGGAACAGGACCAUGUGAGGGAGAUUAUGGUGGCCCACUGGUUUGUGAACAACAUAAAAUGAGAAUGGUCAUUGGUGUUAUUGUACCUGGUCGUGGCUGUGCCAUUCCAAACCGCCCUGGGAUUUUUGUUCGAGUAGCUUAUUAUGCAAAAUGGAUUCACAAAAUCAUAUUGACUUACAAGGUACCUCAGUCAUAGUUGAAAUAAAUGCGGCUGGAGCCUCCAACCACUAUAGCUCCUCUUACAGAGCGCAUGAAACGAAAAUGUCACAUAUAAAAAUCCUAAAAAAAAAAAAAACACCCUACUUGACUGUCAAGUUUAUUAAGAUACUCAUUGAUAUAAUGAGUGUUUUCUGUCAUUCUGUCUGUCAGUGUUAUUUUAUAAAUGUUGAAGUGAAUUAAGGUAUGUGCAAGUAUAGUAACAUAUCUCCUGAAGAUACUUGAAUGGGUAAAAAAAAUUACAAAGUUAUUAUUGCUAGAUGAUAAAAGAUUUUUAAGGAAACACAUCAAUUAAAUUCCCUAUGCCACUUUCCAAGUUUAGUACCUUAAUAAUAAAUCACAAUUUAAAAAUAAUGUUAUGUCAAACUCAUCACCACUAUAUAUUAUCCUCAUUUUUAAAGAGUUCCUUUAAAUUACAUUCCAUUAUAUCAUUUAAGAUAACCAUUCUCAUUGCUUUCAUGCCUGCACACGCUCAUGCACAGGCACAUACACACACACACACACAGAGUCAUGGCAUGUAGUUCACGGUCCUCACUAUUUUGGAACCAUGUAAUUCUGGUUUCUUGUCAAGCAGUAUAGCAGUUUCUCAAUGCUAGAGAAGAAGGAAUACAGAAGAGUGCCAAAAAUAAAAGAAAUUAACUUAGUUUUUGUUCAAAUAAUGCAGUGUGUUAGCACUACUAAAAGUUGAUAGGCAUCUCUGCAAUCAUAACCUACUGAAGACUAAGAAGUCCUAUUCUAUGGUAUUUGCCAACUCUUAGCAUGUUAGGUGCUUUGUUGGUGAUUUUGUAGAAUGGAUAUCCAUAUAAUCUUUCCCCACUCAAUUCAAGUCCAUUUAUUUAUGCAAGUUACUUAUAUUCUCUGCCUAAAGAAUCUUUUAGAUUCUAUGUAGAUACACAAAUUAAGAGGAAAAACUUUCUUUCUUUGAUUAAAAGAUGCUCUAAAUAAAUUAUUCCUUUUCUUAUAUUUAAACAAUAAGUCAAGUUAAUUCUUUUAAAAACUCAUAGUGCCAGAUGAAUACCAAGAUUACUUAAGAACAGCUAUUGAAAUAAUUUGAUUGGUAUUGAAAAUAUUUUAAUCACAUAGCUCUACUCUAUAAGUAGCCCCUCAAUGUGGACUUAUUAAAAUUGUAUGGAAAAUCCUUCUCCUGAUCCAAUAUGUUGUGAUAAAAUCAUGGGUUUUGAGGCAGAAGACCCUGGUUCAAAUUUUUUUAUGCCAUUUAUAAUAUGUGUUAAUGGUGGCCCUCUUAAUCUCUCUCUGGGUUCCAGUGCCUGAUAUGUAAAAUAAUGGAAUUGGAAAAGCUGACCUCUUUAUUCCUCCUAGCUCUAAGACUAUGAUCCCAUAAAGAAAAAUCUAUUUAGAGGAGGAAAGAACAAAAUUAUACAGGAAGCCAUCUUUAACGAUGAAAUGGGAUCAUUCUAGUAUGGCAUUGCAUCAAGUUCACUGUGAAUUGAUCUGUUCAAAAGCUACAAGAGAUUUUUGAUGAAAUUUUUACUUAGUUUUUAAUAAAGAAGACCAACAAGGUCUUUUGACCUGGCUCUUCAUGUAGAGAUUUUGUUUGGAAACACAGUGUCUGAAUUCUGUCUUAUUGAUUGCAGUCCAUUAUGAAAAGGAAUAAUGUGGCAAGUUUCUCACAAACAUAACAAAAAAUCCUUCAGAAUUUGAGAUCAUUGGGAGCUAUAGUUAUUUACUCAUUUGGUCCUGGCAGGAUACAAUCCCUAUGAAAUUGAAUUGCUCUCUCUCUAUCUCUAUGUCUUUCUCUGUGCUUGUAUCUGUCCAUAUUUCUUUCCCUCUGUCUCUUUGACUUUCUUUGUCUUUGCCUCUGUCUCUCUUUUUCUGUGUGUGUCUUUCUGUCUCUAUCUCUCUUAAAACCUAGAACCACAACUAGGUCCCAGAUGCUUUCACACUCUCUAGUCUUUAACAUAACCCUCUUUGAAAUUAUACUGAAGUGUUUGGGGUAGGAACCAGUAAAAAAGAAAGAAAACCUGGUUGUGAGAUAAACCAUUCAAUGAAGGAUGCUAGAACCUAGAGAGAUGUGGUAGUCGAGAUCCUUCAAGAAAAGAAUAAGCAGACAGUGCUUUCAGGGAGUUAUCUAUAAAGCAAGAUGAAUCCAUCCCAAAUCUCUUGGUUUGACUUCAUUCUCUUUUACUGAUCACCAUUUUAACCAGGCAAAAUGCAGUAUGUUGGAAAGAAGACAUAUAUGUUCAAAUGCAUAUCCUUAAUAUAGUCAUGGUCUCAGUGUCAUUGUUUGUAGCUCACAUAUGAAAGACUAUUUUUAAAAAAGUUUUACACAGUGCCUAGAUACUUUAAAAAGAACUUUUCCCUAUAUCUUUGAAAAACAAACACUUCACUGUCAUUUAUUAUACAUUCCCAUGAAUGGGAAAAUGAAUAGAUAGGUAAAGUAGAUAGACGUACCUAGAGACAUAAGACACAACUCUAUCCCUUUAAAAAUAUGUAUUCUUUAUUCUCAAAAACUGACCCCCCCCUCAAAAAAAAUUGGAGUAAUUUGAUAACUUGGUCUAAUUCUUAGAAAACUUACAUUUGUUUUAAAGUGAACUCUGGAAAGUAUAAUAAGAAUUUAAAGAGAGAGAGAGAGAGAGAGAGAGAGCAAGAGAGAGAGAGAGAGAGAGAGAGAGAGAGAGAGAAAGGACAAGAGACCAAGUCACUUUUAACUAGUAUGAUAAUGUGUAAUCACAUUGAUAGUUUUUGGUAAAAUACAUAAAAAUCUAUUUUGUGAUUAAUGUUUUUCAUCUUGAAUAAAGAAUAACACUAAUAAAAUUUAUAUAUUUUCCUUGCAACUCUAAGAUCUUUUUGGGAAAAAAAGGAAAUAAAUUAAUUAGGAUGAAACAUUAUUUUGAGUUAUCAAGAGAAAGACUUCUUAGAUUAAAAGACUGCAAUCAUUUUCUGUUUUGACAAUUUUAAAAAAUGGAUAUUUCCUAACUGGUGUAUUUGUAAGUGUUCUGUUCUACUAAGAAUAAUGUUAAAAAACCUAAAAUAUGUUAUUAUCCUUCUGCUGGGCAGGAGGCACACAACCUUUUUAUAUACUUUUAUUGGGGGGAAGUGUUAUUAUAUGAUGUGUAGGGAUUUUUUUUUACCUGUUUUCUGUGGCAGUGCCUCAGUAAAAUGGUUUAUAGGGAGUCAAAUCUCUAUAACAGGCUAGGGCUUGCUAUCCAAGUGUUCAAGUGAUUUCGAGAUAUAAGGAGGAACAUGAGACACUGGAGGGCAAGAAAAGAGAAGAAUAAUGAUGUGAUAGCAAAGUUGUAUUUCACUUAUUCCUGUGAAUAUUUCUUGUUGGUACCAAUGGUACUGUACAAAGUGAAUGUUAUAGCCACAGCUUUUUCUUUAAAAGGAACACUGUCAAGAAAUGAAAACACUUUAUCUGUUCAAAAUUAGGUUUAUAUCCAGUAUUUCCCUGAUAUUUCUGUGCAAUUUGCUUUUAGAGAAGAAUCAUUAUAUUCAUGAUGAAGAAAUGAUGUUGUCAGAGAGAAUAUAGGACACUACAUUAUUAUACACCCUAAUGACAGGAUGCAUCCAAAACUCCAUCAUAGGUCUUGUAGUUUUUGAAGGUAGCCAUUUUGAAGAUAAAUUAUUCAGUAUAUUUUGUAAAUAACUUAUUUGAGAGAAGGGGAGUUUCAUGUUAAAGAAACAACUUGUGCCUUUGUAUGUAUUUUUUCAUGAGACAGUUCAAAACCAAAGUUAAUUUUCAAUCUUUAAAAAUAAGUAUAACCCUUAGAAUUUCAAAAAGGAAAUGUAAGCCAUGAGAAACCUUUUGGACCCUAAAGUCUUGACAGUGUACCUUUUAAAUAGGCAUAUUUCCAUUUGCACAGAAAGUGUUUGUCUUUGAGAACCCAUAAGUGGAAUACUGUGGAUGUUAUGACCAUUUGUCUUGCAUGUAAAUAGGAAAAUAAUAAUGCUGCCUAUUGAAUGGGUAUAGCUGGAAGCUUACCCAAACAAGGGAACACUGUGGUUAUGACUUGUAUUAUAAAUUUUCUGUAAUUAAUGGCAUCAUUAUUAGUUAAUAAAGUUAUUUUUGUAACCUUGUUUAUCAUAUUGUUAUAAUUAAUAAUAAAAUAUUUUACCUAGA
Molecule: messenger RNA, 6447 nt
Organism: Vombatus ursinus (common wombat)
Lineage: Eukaryota; Metazoa; Chordata; Mammalia; Diprotodontia; Vombatidae
Gene: HGF
Product: hepatocyte growth factor
Exons: 18
Coding region: 157-2346 (729 amino acids)
Biological process (GO): positive regulation of protein phosphorylation; negative regulation of apoptotic process; proteolysis
Molecular function (GO): serine-type endopeptidase activity; signaling receptor binding
Source: RefSeq, a predicted model, not a curated record